GUGACGUAGCGGGCGGUGGCGGAGCGGCGGAACGAGGCGGCGGCGCGGCCGGGCCGGGCCUGGGGCACCCGGGCACAGAUGGACCCGUCGUCGCCGCCCUUCCUGCUGGCCAAGCUGACGCCGCUGCACUCGGAGCAGCUGCUGCAGGGGCUGAACGUGCUGCGGCAGCAGCGGGAGCUGUGCGACGUGGUGCUGCGCGUGGGCGAGGCCAAGGUGCACGCGCACAAGGUGGUGCUGGCCAGCAUCAGCCCCUACUUCAAGGCCAUGUUCACGGGCAACCUGUCGGAGAAGGAGAACGCCGAGGUGGAGUUCCAGUGCGUGGACGAGGCGGCGCUGCAGGCCAUCGUGGAGUACGCCUACACCGGCACCGUCUUCAUCUCGCAGGACACGGUGGAGUCGCUGCUGCCCGCCGCCAACCUGCUGCAGGUCAAGCUGGUGGUGCAGGAGUGCUGCGCCUUCCUGGAGAGCCAGCUGGACCCCGGCAACUGCAUCGGCAUCUGGCGCUUCGCCGAGACCUACGGCUGCCACGAGCUCUACCUGGCCGCCAGCAAGUUCAUCUGCCAGAACUUCGAGGACGUGUGCCAGACCGAGGAGUUCCUGGAGCUGACGCACUCGGAGCUGGACGAGAUCGUGUCCAACGACUGCCUGAACGUGGUGACGGAGGAGACGGUGUUCUACGCGCUGGAGGCCUGGGUCAAGUACGACGUGCAGGAGCGCCAGCAGUACCUGGCGCGGCUGCUGCACUGCGUGCGCCUGCCCCUGCUCAGCGUCAAGUUCCUCACCCGCCUCUACGAGGCCAACCACCUCAUCAGGGACGACCACACCUGCAAGCACCUGCUCAACGAGGCCCUCAAGUACCACUUCAUGCCCGAGCACAGACUGUCCCACCAGAGCAUGCUGCUGACGCGGCCCCGCUGCGCCCCCAAGGUGCUCUGUGCCGUGGGGGGCAAGGCGGGGCUCUUCGCCUGCCUGGAGAGCAUGGAGAUGUAUUUCCCCCAGACUGACUCGUGGAUCGGGCUGGCCCCUCUCAGCAUCCCCCGCUACGAGUUUGGGGUCUGUGUGCUGGAGCAGAAGCUGUACGUGGUGGGAGGCAUUGCCACCCACGUGUGCCAGGGCAUCAGCUACAGGAAGCAUGAGAGCUCAGUGGAGUGCUGGGACCCUGACACCAACACCUGGAGCUCCCUGGACAGGAUGUUUGAGAGCCGCAGCACGCUGGGCGUGGCCGUGCUGGCGGGCGAGCUCUACGCCCUGGGGGGCUACGACGGCCAGUCCUACCUGAGGAGCGUGGAGAAGUACCUGCCCAAGGUCAAGGAGUGGCAGCUGGUGGCCCCCAUGAGCAGGACACGGAGCUGCUUCGCUGCUGCAGUGCUGGAUGGGAUGAUCUACGCCAUCGGGGGGUAUGGGCCUGCCCACAUGAACAGCAUGGAGCGCUACGAUCCGAGCAAGAACUCCUGGGAGACCGUGGCCUCCAUGGCUGACAAACGGAUAAACUUUGGGGUGGGGGUCAUGCUGGGCUUCAUCUUCGUGGUGGGGGGACACAAUGGGGUGUCCCACCUGUCGAGCAUCGAGAGGUACGACCCCCACCAGAACCAGUGGACGGUGUGCCGGCCCAUGAAGGAGCCCAGGACAGGCGUGGGGGCGGCGGUGAUCGACAACCAGCUGUACGUGGUGGGCGGGCACUCGGGCUCCUCCUACCUGAACACGGUGCAGCGCUACGAGCCCAUCUCCGACUCGUGGCUGGACUCGGCGGGGAUGCUCUACUGCCGCUGCAACUUCGGCCUCACGGCGCUCUGAGGGUGCUGAGCCCGGAGAUGAGACUGCUGGAGCUGAGCUGGGCAGAGCUGAGACUGCUGGAGCUGAGCUGGGCAGAGCUGAGACUGCUGGAGAUGAGCUGAGACUGCUGCAGCUGAGCUGGGCAGAGCUGAGACUGCUGGAGAUGAGCUGAGCCCGGAGCUGAGACUGCUGCAGCUGAGCUGAGCCCAGCCCGGAGCUGAGACUGCUGAACCUGGAGCUGAGCUGGGCAGAGCUGAGACUGCUGGAGCUGAGCUGGGCGGAGCUGAGACUGCUGGAGCUGAGCUGGGCAGAGCUGAGCUGGGCGGAGAUGAGACUGCUGGAGCUGAGCUGGGCGGAGCUGAGACUGCUGGAGCUGAGCUGGGCGGAGCUGAGACUGCUGGAGCUGAGCUGGGCAGAGCUGAGACUGCUGAACCUGGAGCUGAGCUGAGCUGAGCUGGGCAGAGCUGAGACUGCUGGAGCUGAACUGAACCGGAGCUGAGCCCAGAGCUGAGACUGCUGGAGCUGAACUGAACCGGAGCUGAGGCUGCUGCAGCCGAGCUGAACUGGACCUGAGACUGUUGAACCAGAGCUGAGCCCAGGGAGCUGGAGCCGAGCCUGCUGCACCAGCCCUGAGCCCAGCCCUGAGCCCAGCCUGGCACAGCAGCUCAGAGGAGCUGCUCCUGCCCCGUUCCCCCUGUUCCCUCGGUGGCACAGGGUGCAGAGCUCAGUGUCCAGCUGCCUGCUCGUGGCAGUGGGUUUGGCAGAGAGCUGGCAUCCAGUUGGGAAUUUGUCCAUCCAACCCUUCCUAGAGCUUUUGUCUCUUCCUCCUCCUCUGGAAUGUGGAGCUCCCCGUGCUGGGGGAAGCUGGGGGAGUGCAGGGUGAGUGUGGGGGUGCUGGCCCCUGGCUGUGUCUGCACAGGGGGUUUUUUAUGACCAGUAACUCAAGGGCUGCCUUGUUUCUGUAUCUCAAGGUUUGUACAUAAUAAAUGCCAUAGGAUGUUGCCUGUA
Molecule: messenger RNA, 2781 nt
Organism: Oenanthe melanoleuca
Lineage: Eukaryota; Metazoa; Chordata; Aves; Passeriformes; Muscicapidae
Gene: KLHL28
Product: kelch like family member 28
Exons: 5
Coding region: 79-1794 (571 amino acids)
Molecular function (GO): protein binding
Source: RefSeq, a predicted model, not a curated record